AGGAGCAUGCUGCUUGCAGAGGCUCUGCUGGAAGAAUGUUUGAAGGAAAACUUUGCCAAAUUGAAGGACUCCAUUCCACUGACAGAGAAGAAUGAGCCAAAACUGAGUGAAGCUAAACAGUAUCUGACCAAUAUCUUAAGCAGAGGAAACCUACGACCUAAGUAUAUGACAGAAGCUAUGCUGAUCCUGGGAAAGCUUCAUUAUGUGGAGGGAUCCUACAGAGAUGCCAUCAGCAUGUAUGCAAAAGCAGGAAUUGAUGACCUCUCAACAAAAGAUGAGCCUCUCUAUGUGCUGCGUUUGGUAACUGAAGCCUUUGUUAUUAAAGGUUUGUCACUGGAGCGCUCAACCAACUCAAUUGCCUCACGUGCUCGACUGUGUGAAAGAGAGGAGGAAGUCAUGGCUUGUUUUCAGACAGCAUGUGUCAUUGCCCAAGUGUACUUGCAGGAGCUUGAAAAGGCCUUAAACAACAUGCAUUCGAGGAGUAUCAAGGGCAGCAAUGUGACUUACUCAGAGUUUGAACUUUCCUACUUCCUGGAAGCAGCUCUACAGAGUGCCUAUGUGAUCCAUUUAAAAAAGGGAAAUAUUGUGAAAGGAAUGAGGAGUCUACGAGAAAUACUACGGACUGUGGAAACAAAAGCUACUCAGACCUUCAAAAUGACUGCAGCCAAACAGCUAGCCCAAGUACUUCUCCAUUCCCUCAGUGAAGACUGUUACUGGAGCCCUUUAUCUGAUCCGCUUCCUGAGUUCAUGAACAAGGAAGAUCAGUCUUAUGUUAGCAAUCAUCUUUGUCAGAGGCCUGAGCUGUACACAGAAGACAAUGUGUACUGCCCUCAAGACAACGUGGAAGAGGCUCUUCUUCUCCUCUUAAUUGGUGAAUCCAUGGUAAGCCGAAAAUGA
Messenger RNA from Mesitornis unicolor (brown roatelo), 897 nucleotides. RefSeq names its product tetratricopeptide repeat protein 7A-like. NCBI's taxonomy places the organism in Eukaryota, Metazoa, Chordata, Aves, Mesitornithiformes, Mesitornithidae. The record is from RefSeq and is a predicted model, not a curated record. The coding region runs from base 7 to 897 and encodes 296 amino acids. The transcript is spliced from 7 exons. Gene Ontology annotation, biological process: protein localization to plasma membrane; phosphatidylinositol phosphate biosynthetic process. Gene Ontology annotation, cellular component: plasma membrane.